This is a messenger RNA of Nestor notabilis (Kea), 2060 nucleotides long. Its product is annotated as zonadhesin-like. The transcript is spliced from 12 exons. The record is from RefSeq and is a predicted model, not a curated record. Lineage: Eukaryota; Metazoa; Chordata; Aves; Psittaciformes; Psittacidae. The annotation marks the transcript as partial.
GUACAUGGCAUGUGUGGUAAUUUCAAUGAUAAUCAGGAAGAUGAUCUGUCCUUGCCCAGUGGUACACUUGUCAGUGUCCCACAGUUUGGAAAUAGCUGGAAAGUGGAGGAAGACAGUGAUGAAGGUUGUUUAUCAGACUUAAGAGAAGAUGAUGUUCCUCCUUGCACUUCUGAGAGUAAACCAGUCAUUGAAAGCCAGUGCAAUGUCCUAAAAUCAGACAAUUUCAAAGCAUGUCAUGAUCUAGUCAGGCCUGAAGACUUCAUACAGAUCUGCAUCUAUGACAUGUGCCAAUAUGAUGGCAUGAAGUCUGCCCUCUGUGACAUAGUUCAAGUCUAUGUGGACACCUGCAGGAAUCAUGGAAUCACCAUUAAAUGGAGGAACAGCACAUUCUGUCCAUUGCCCUGUCCAUCCCACAGCCAUUACACAGACUGUGUCUCCACAUGCCCAUCAACAUGCAAUGACAUUUUUGCCUCUUCCCUUUGUGAGAAGACAGAAGAGUGCAGAGAGGGCUGCGAGUGUGAUGAUAACUAUGUGCUCAGUAAUGGCGAGUGUGUACCUCUGAGCAAUUGUGGCUGCAGGGAUGAUGACAACAAUUACCACAGCGCUGGGGAGACCUGGAUAACUCCACACUGCACCAAAAGAUGCAUGUGUCAGAAGAACGGUGUCAUUAGGUGCGACAGCUAUAGUUGUGAUUCUAAAGAAACCUGCGUGAUCAAAAAUGGAAAACACAAGUGCAACCCAACAGGUUUUGGGAAAUGCCAGAUCAUGGGUGAUCCACACUACAUCACCUUUGAUGGUCUGGUGCACCACUUUCAAGGGAAAUACACAUAUAUUCUGGUUCAGACCAUCCCUGACCUACCUGAUACCCUGAUGCAGUUCAGCAUUGAAGGCAUGAACUACCCUUUCCGUCGAAGUCGACACAUUACUAACCUGAAGGAGAUUCUUGUCAAUGUUUACAAUCACACAGUGCGAUUAAGGCAGAACAAGCAGCUUGUGUUGGAUGGUGUAAGAGUGAUACCACCUGCUCAUCCUCAUGAAGGUAUUCGUAUAUAUCAGAGGACAACAAGAAUUUACCUGGAGACAGAUUUUGGCUUAUACGUGAGCUUUGAUGGCAAUCAAAAUGCAGAUAUAAAGCUGGCCAACACCUACAGCAACAGAGUGGAAGGCUUGUGUGGUGACUUUGAUGGAAGAUACAAAAAUGACUUCACAAAACCAGAUGGUGUUUGGGUGAAGAAUGUAAAUACAUUUGGUGAGAGCUGGAAAGUUCCUGUGACAAGAACAACCUCUCGCCUCAGGCGAGAUGUCAGCUCAGAAGAUGAGUCUGAGGAGGAACCAGAUCCAGGACUCUUCCAAGGCUGCAGUGAAAAUAAGCUGGGACAAGAAAACAGAACUUCGAGAUGUCAAAUCUUGAUUGACUCAAAUGGUCCUUUUGUAAACUGUCACUCCACAGUCUCACCGGAUUUCUAUUUCACGAGCUGCCUGUUUGAUACGUGUGUGGAAGGAGAUGAGGAAGAUGAGGAUGCUACUUUAUGUCGCAGUCUGGAGGAGUAUGUGCUGACUUGUCAGCUGCAAGGAGUCAGUAUAGAAGGCUGGAGGCAACAGACAGAUUGUGGUAUAUCAUGUCCUGCCAACAGCAACUACAGCUCAUGCAUGUCUGCAUGCCCAGCGUCCUGCAGUGACUUGACCAGCCCCUCUGAAUGCGAAUCACCUUGUCUUGAAGGCUGUGAAUGUCUCCCUGGCUAUGUUCUCAGUGGUUUUGAUUGUGUGCCUUACAGGCAAUGUGGCUGCACGUAUCUUGAGAAAUAUUAUGAGAUUGGAGAAAUAUUCACCACUGAUGACUGCUCUCAGAGAUGCCAGUGCACAGAAAGCUCCACUGUCUUCUGCUCAAACAUAGUGUGUGGAGCUGAUGAAAUCUGUGGCAUUUCAAACUACAGUCGUGGAUGCUACAGGAUCUUUGCCACAGAGGAUCCCGAGAACAAUACAGUUGCCAUCGUCACUGGAGUUGUGGCAGGCGUAGUUGUUGUCACCAUUCUCAUCUCCUCUGCAGUGUACCUGUACAG